Messenger RNA from Hypomesus transpacificus, 2430 nucleotides. Its product is annotated as PKc_LIMK_like_unk domain-containing protein. NCBI's taxonomy places the organism in Eukaryota, Metazoa, Chordata, Actinopteri, Osmeriformes, Osmeridae. The coding region runs from base 315 to 1310 and encodes 331 amino acids. Gene Ontology annotation, biological process: actin cytoskeleton organization; protein phosphorylation. The transcript has 10 exons. The record is from RefSeq and is a predicted model, not a curated record. Gene Ontology annotation, molecular function: protein serine/threonine kinase activity; ATP binding. Gene Ontology annotation, cellular component: nucleus; cytoplasm.
UUUUCGCUCCAAUCCAUCCAUCGCACUAAGUGACUGAGUAAUCAAUCGUGUGGCAAGCGCAUUGACGAUAGCAAGCGGAACUAUCAAGGCUUCACUGACAGCAAACUCCUCUGCAAUGCACCCAGAAUGCAGUAUGAACAUUGCAAAGUAGAAUAAUACAUUUAAAUCGUUUAUUUUUACGAUUAUAUUUAAUCGUUAUCUUUAUUGAAGAAGCCCGCCGUCGUUUUAUCAAUCUUCUGGAUAAAGAUAUUAAUCGCUGCCCAGCUUAUUUGGGUACUGUCUGCUGGCGGACUGUAUAUCCCACUUCUCUCAAGAUGCAUAUGAAUAGCUUACUAAAUCAAUGGACGGACAUUUCCAGGAUGUGCGAUGUGGACUUGUCCUCGGAGCCCACCAGCCCCACACUCCACAGCGAAUCCUCCGACAAAUACUACCAUGUGGACCGUUGGCAGAAGCUACGCACCGCCGUACGCAAGCUGGAAUUCUGGGAGAACUUCACCCAUGAGUUGAUCGGGAGUGGCUUUUUCUCCAAAGUCUACAAGGUGAUUCACAGCACCACUCGUAAGGUCAUGGUGGUGAAGAUCUAUAAGAAUGACGUGGACCAGGACAGCAUCGUACGAGAGAUCAGUCUGCUGCAGAAACUCUCCCAUCCCAACAUAGUCAGGUAUUUGGGAAUCUGUGUGAAGGAAGACAAACUGUACCCAAUUUUAGAGUACGUGAGUGGAGGCUGUCUGGAAGAGCUGCUGGCCAGGAAGGAUGUGUCCCUCUGUUGGAAGGAGAAGGUGGACCUGGCUUGUGACAUCACUAGAGGAAUGAUCUACCUGCACUAUAAGAACAUCUACCACAGAGACCUCAACUCCAAGAACUGUCUCAUUCGAGUGACGGCCCGUGGCCGAGAGGCCCUGGUGACUGAUUUUGGGCUGGCGAGGGAGGUGGUAGAACUUCCUGUCAAAGACGCAGAAAGGAAGCUAUCCCUUGUUGGCUCCGCCUUCUGGAUGGCCCCUGAGAUGCUGCGUGGAGAACCGUACGACCGCAAGGUUGACGUUUUCUCUUUUGGGAUUGUUCUGUGUGAGAUACUGGCGAGGAUUCCUGCAGACCCAGAGAUUCUUCCAAGAACUCAGGAUUAUGGGCUGGACGUGAGUGCAUUCAGGGAGCUGGUGAGAGGUUGCCCUCCGCGUGUGUUAGAACUGGCAUCCAGCUGCUGCUUGAUGGAGGCCUUUAGGAGACCUGCCUUCACAGAGCUGUUGGAUGAACUGGGGGAGAUCGCUGAGACAUUGGAAACACCCCCACAUUCAGAGCUGACCACUGGGUGAUCCAAAGUACGAUUGAUGGAUCAACUGAGCUCUGUACUGUAUAUAGACAGCUGCCCAUCAAUAGGGGCUACAAAAAACAACCAGAGACACCUACAGGACUGUCCUGUACCAGCAGGGACAGUGAUGAUUCUGCACUGUGUGCUCGGAUGGAGGAGGAGUAAAAUGCACAACUUUCACAUAGACUGCUGGAUAGACGGAUCUAGGAAGUGGUUCAUCGUAAAGAGGGAGAUGUUGGAUUCUACAGUGUUUUAUCAUGGGAGUGGUCAUCUCAACCUCUCACACACAUACCUUUCACGACUAGUUCACACACAUGGUGCACAGUUAAAAAAAAAAAAAAUCCGUAGACUACUUGCUUUAGCUUAGCAAUGCGCAGAAAUGAUCUUAAUUGUAUUUUCUUAUUUAAACUUUAUUAAUCUUCUUUAAUCUAACAUAUUGCUUGUCCACUGCUUUAUGAAAUUGGAGACCAGGCAUUGUGUUUAAUCUGAUGAUGCAGACAUUUCUGUUGAUGUGUUUCCUGCUACCUUUGUCGUCUUGUCCUGUCUUGUUUUGUUUCACGCUACCCAGACAGGCCGCAGAGACAAGUCAUGUUCACCGGCCAGGUCCCAGUCUUUUAAAUAUGAAAUUGCUUCUGUCAGUUUACGGAUUUGGGGAAUAGGCCUAUUUCUUGUUCACAGCUUCAGCGGGACUCAACAAAUGUUUGGCCAAUCACAACCACAGCCAUGGAGCUACUGAGAGAAAAAGAAGGUCAAAGUUUGCUUGCACUUCCAAUUUAUUGCAUAACUGUUGUCAAUUGAGGUAUAUUGUUUCAGAUAUUCUGGUUUUAUCUUUAUGCUUUUAGACUUGAAACUUUUGUACAUUUGUACAGUGGGUAUUGUUACAUUCGUUUAUACCAUUGUUCAUACUUUGAUGCUUUAACCAUGAUUGUGAUAACUAUAUUAUUAUUAGCUAAUGGCUUAGCUUUCAAGGGUAUCUUUUUAUUUCAUCUUCAUUGUCCACUGGAUCAUUGAAAUAUCAUUCCGAUUGUCCUUGUUUGAACUUUGUACUUUUACGUUAUGAAAUUAAGAACAUUUGUAUGGAAAAUUGAAAUAUGCCGACACCAAUAAAGUUAUAUUUGAAGAAA